CCCCGCAAGGUUUUUAAUGAGCUGUCUAUCCCUCAAGCAGGAAGACACGAAUCGAUUUCCUACUCUUUUUUUCUCAAUUCUAUCGAGCCCACACAGUCAUACAUAUUCUUCAAAUGUCGUUGCCCAGUGAUCCUGAAAAUAAUGGGCACAUGAAGGAAGUACCAACUGUGAUUUCUGUACCGGCAACUUUGUUUGACGCGAUGGCUGACGCCAGAGCACUUCGAGUUGCGAUGAAAGGCCUAGGUACCGAUGAAAAAGUCAUCAUCGACGUUCUUUGCCACCGAUCAAACGCCCAACGUCAAGCCAUUUCUGAAGCAUUCAACAUUGAAUUCAAUCGGGAUUUAGUUGCUGAUCUAAAGAGCGAAGUGAGCGGCAAAUUCAAAAGUGUUAUUACCAGCCUGAUGUUGCCUGCGGAAGAAUACUGUGCCAAGGAACUACACGAAGCCAUCAAGAAAUUUGCAAGAAAAGAGGCUCUCUUGGAGGACAUCAGCCUCCUUGGAUCCGACUCGGAAACUCUGAGCCUAGCCUCAGCCUACGAGACAAAUGUCAUGGCGGAAAUCCUCUUCACCCGGUCCUACGAAGAAGUCGUAAAAAUCGCAAACGCUUACAACACCAAGUACAAAAUCGAUCUGAAAAGGGAAAUUAAGCAAGAUAUUUCCGGUCGGGUUCAAAAGAUAUUUCUCAAAUCCCUUCAGGAAAUUAAAGAUCCGACAAUAGAUUCUGACUCAGUCGCUAGCGCACAAGAAGAGGCUAAACUUUUGCUCGACAAAGGAAAAGAGCACAGCAGCACGGACGAAAAUCCUUUCGUUAACAUUUUGAGCUACGCCAUUCAAAGGCGUCGUCUGACUUCGGUUAUUUUCCAAGAGUACGCCAAAAUUUCGGGAGAACCAAUUGAAGAGACUCUCAAAUCCCAAGUGUCUGAACACAUUUUAUUUUGUCUUCUUGAAAUAGUUAAAAUAGUUCGCAACCGACCGGCGUAUUUUGCCGAGCGUUUAGAAUUGGCCAUGAGAGGAUUGAGUACCGAUCACAACACUCUAAUCCGCAUCAUCGUCAGUCGAAGUGAAAUUGAUUUGGCCAACAUCAAGUUAGAGUACGAACGCAUGUACGGCAAAACACUUUAUGGUUCAGUCGAGAAUGCAACUUCUGGCGACUACGGCCGCUCCCUCCUUGCUCUCAUCGGAGUUCCCGCUCUCAAUUACGAAAUGACAGUACCGCCGAUAUUUUUUAUGUAACGCAACAGAGAAUUUGAGGGAAAAUUUGUAC
This is a messenger RNA of Daphnia pulicaria, 1263 nucleotides long. RefSeq names its product annexin B10-like. Lineage: Eukaryota; Metazoa; Arthropoda; Branchiopoda; Diplostraca; Daphniidae. The record is from RefSeq and is a predicted model, not a curated record. Gene Ontology annotation, molecular function: calcium ion binding; calcium-dependent phospholipid binding. Bases 114 to 1232 code for a protein of 372 amino acids. Gene Ontology annotation, cellular component: cytoplasm. The transcript is spliced from 14 exons.